Molecule: messenger RNA, 1323 nt
Organism: Nilaparvata lugens (brown planthopper)
Lineage: Eukaryota; Metazoa; Arthropoda; Insecta; Hemiptera; Delphacidae
Product: cadherin-related tumor suppressor-like
Source: RefSeq, a predicted model, not a curated record
GGCGGCGCUGCUGCCGCUAUCUGCUGCGGUAAGGCUAGUGUAGCAGUUUCGGUGGCAAAGUUUGGCGAGCGAACCCCUAUCCUAACUUGGACCACUUGCCCCACCCCUGAGGAUUCGAAUUGCAUUGUAUAUCACUAUAAAGGUUACCGAGAAGGAGCGAACCUCAGAAAGUACAAAGCGCCCGUGCCGCACCUGACGGGUGUGCCGGCGUCGCACAAGCACGGCGUCGCACAGUCGCAGUCGCAGCAGCCGCAACCGCAGCAUCGGCACUCGCCGCACCACGGCCCCCUGCCCUCGCCCUGCCCCCGGCCGCCGCCCCCCAACAGCCCCCCGCACCAGAGCACGCCCCUCGCCAGGCUCAGUCCCAGCAGCGAGCUGUCGCAGGGCAUCACACGAAUUCUCACGUUACAAGACAUAAGUGGGAAGCCACUGCAGUCAGCACUACUGGCGACAACGUCAUCCUCAGGGGGAGUGGAGGAUGUGCUACACAGCAACAGCGAGCGAAGCCUCAACAGUCCGGUCAUGAGUCGGCUGAGCGGCCAGAGCUCGUCGGCCAGUCGCAAGACGCCAAACGCGGGGCAAGAUGUGGGCAACAUCGGCCUCACCUCCAACGGGGGUAUGCCCAUCAACGGGCAUGCCAUGGGCCUCACGGCCGAGGAGAUCGACCGCCUCAACGUGCGUCCGCGAACCUCUAGUCUGGUCAGCACACUCGACGCGGUGUCGAGCUCUAGCGGCCGCGGAGUCAACCAAGAGAGUCACCGACUCCACGGAGCCGUGAACGGAGGCGGUGACCACAGCUCCACCACAACCGACGAGAGUGGAAAUGACUCGUUCACCUGUUCCGAGAUAGAGUACGAUAAUAACAGUGUGACGGGUGAGAAACUCAGUGACGUCAUCUUCACGAAACUCAGCAACGACGACGAACGGUCGUCGCGGACACGGAACAGCGACACGGGCACCCCCGACAAACCUCCCCCACCACCCACCUCCUACGACGGGUUCGACUCGUCGUUCCGCGGCUCCCUCAGCACGCUAGUGCCAUCAGACGACGACCUGUCGCACGUAGGUGGCCCGCUGUAUCGGCCGCAGAACGGGUCGCCGUCAUCACUUCCGGCCGCUGACAGCUGGAACUACCUGCUCGACUGGGGUCCCGACUUCGAGAGCCUGGUCGGUGUGUUCAACGAUAUCGCUGAACUGCCAGACUCGGUGAAUGGCCGCGUGCCAGCUUCGCUCAGACUCCCCAAUGGCGCGACCAAACCAUCCGAGGAGUACGUCUGACAAUACUCGAGUAAUAAUAAAGUACGUCUCUUAGUGAGUAGGCCU